CCCCCUUCGGCUACCUCCGCAGCGGAUUGCAACAGCCUUGCAACAUGAUUGGUCUUCACGCAGUUGUGCUGGCGGUGGCGAUGGUGCACGUCGCGUCUGCCGGCGGAAGCUACGGCGGCGGCUUCGGCGGAGGCUCCUUCGUGCGCCCUUCCGUCGGCUUCGGCGGAGGCUCCUUCGCGCGCCCUUCUGUGGGCUUCGGAGGAGGCUCCUUCGUGCGCCCUUCCAUCGGCUUCGGAGGAGGCUCCUUCGCGCGCCCUUCCGUCGGCUUCGGAGGAGGCUCCUUCGUGCGCCCUUCCGUCGGCUUCGGCGGCGCCUCCUUUGGGGGUUCUGGUGGACUGGGACUCGGCGGCGCCUCCUUCGGACGCCCUUACUCGUACGGACGGUAGGCGGCCAGCGGGGAGGAGGGGGGGGGGGGCGCACUGGAGAACCCCCAACCUUAUCCCAAGAUAUAUGUGCACAGUCAGUGGCGUUUGAAUAAAGAUGUCUGUA
Molecule: messenger RNA, 489 nt
Organism: Penaeus indicus
Lineage: Eukaryota; Metazoa; Arthropoda; Malacostraca; Decapoda; Penaeidae
Product: keratin, type I cytoskeletal 10-like
Exons: 2
Coding region: 45-386 (113 amino acids)
Source: RefSeq, a predicted model, not a curated record